CCCCCUCCGUCCUCUACUCUACUGAGCACUGAGUUCCAUCCAUGUGCCGCUUGAUACUUUUAGCAGUUUGAUUGUUCGUUUUGAGGCGUCAUGUGCUGCCGCUUAUUUGAUUCUUUCCUCCAUGCGUUGCUUAUCUUGACGCGUACCAUGCUUUGUUUAUCUCCAUGCAUCGGUCUCCGCGAUGUUAGAUAGAUUCUACUCUUCCAUACUCAGAUCAUCUGAGCACGGAUUCAGUCAAUGUGCAUGCACCGGUUUUACUACUACCUUCCCCUUGACGCCAAAGCUGUUCUCCUAUCUCGCCUUCAUCCGGUUACUGUUCUGCUCCCUCGCAAAGUUUUGAGCAGAGUUAACCUGUGUUCGAACCUCCCUUCAUCAAUGGACUGGAACUGGAGGCAGCACUGCUGAUUGAUAUGCUCUGUGCUCAGGGAGAUUAAACAGAGGCUCUCAACAGCUGCAGGCCUGCUCGUUACAGUAUACUACUGUACCUUAGAUAAACAUAACCAAUCACGCUAAUUUCGCCCCGUGACAUGUUAACCAUUCGUGUGGGCGGCCAUAAACUACGCUUCCACCCUUACACACCACCACCUAUCUUGCCGGAGGCAGCCAGGAAGCGACCAAAAUUUUCAAAAUCGGGGGCGCACCGCACUGCACGCAUGUGACUGCGCCAUGUCCGGUUCUUGAGCCCGGCGCCAAGCGGCCAAAGGAGCCGCAGUGCGGCGCUGGUCCACCUGUCUCCCCUCGCUAACCCGCAUCUGUAAAGCCUCGCCCCCGUGCUUGCAUAUCACGGGGGAUCAUUAGGUUAUUAAGCUAAUGCGCCUCCCCUUUCCCGGCUCCUGCCUGCCUCUCCCUCUCUCUCGCUCGCUCGCUCGCCCGGUUGCUCCCCAUUCACUUCUUGUCGGUCGCCUUUGCCGCUUUCGGCCGGCCUCGGAUUCUUUGUUUCCCCAUUGCUUCUCGCGGCUUCUCCUCUCUGCAUCUGGUUCACUUCGCUCGAGCUGAAGUGUGUUGAGCCGUUGAAUCCGGAGCGGUUCUUGAGCUUUGCUUUCUGGUCAGAACUUUGGAGUUCUUCUCUCUGGUUUCUACCCUGCAUUUGGGAUGAAGGGGGGCACUGAAACCCUGUGCCUCCUCUAGUCAUGCUGUACUUGAGCAAGAUGCAUUUUCUGAGGUUAUAUUCGAGCAGUACAGCCGUGAGGAAUGGCUCCGUGGAGCACCCUGCCCGCGGGUCUCCCCUCGGAGCAAGCAAGACGGGCCGGCCGACGAGGCUGGCCGGCCUGGACUCCGGCGUCGACGCGGCGGCGACCAAGUCGCCCACCGGCCGGAGCCCCAAGGUGGAGCGCCGCACCACCAUGAGCGCCGAAAGAGAGAAAAGGAGGUCGCCCAUGAAGCUGUCGGAGCUCGAGUCCCAGCUCUCGCAGCUGCAGGACGAGCUCAAGAAGGCCAAGGAGCAGCUCCAUUCCUCGGAGAACUUCAGGAAGCGGGCCCUGCAGGAGGCCGAGGAGGCCAGGGCGCAGGCGGCGGAGGCGUCCGCGCAGGCCAGCGACUCGCGGGCGCAGCUCGCCGAGCUCUCCUCGGUGGAGCAGACCCGCAUCUUCGAGCUCCGCCGGCUCUCCCAGGAGCGCGAUCGCUCGUGGCAGUCGGAGCUGGAGGCCAUGCAGAAGCAGCACGAGGCGGACUCGGCCGCGCUCGUCGCCGCCAUGGGCGAGGUGCACCGCCUCCGCGUGCAGCUCGCCGCGGCCGCCCGCGCCGACCGCAAGCAGGAGGUGGCCGAGGCGCUGGCGACCGUUGACGAGCUUAAGGCCAAGCUCUCCGCGAGCGAGGAGGCCGAGGCGCGGGCGCGAGCGUUGCACGAGGAGUGCAAGCAGCAGCUGGAGGCGAGCCGGGCCACCAUCGACUCGCUGCUCACCGACGGCUCCAAGCUGAUGGACUCCUUCAGCCUCGUCGUCACGGAGCUCGAGGAGUCGCGCGCGAAGCUCAAGGCCCUCGAGGAGGAGGUGGCGGAGACGACGUCGGCAAAGGCCGCCGCCGCAGCCGGCCAGAGCUGCAACUGCUCGGACUCGGAGGCCGCCGAGCUGAGGUCGGCGCUGGAGGACGUGGAGGCCAGGUUCCAGGAAGAGAAGAUCCUGAGCACCGUCGAGACGCAAUGCGCGUACGAGCUCAUGGACCAGAUCAAGGUCGAGUCCGACCUGCGGCAUGGCAAGCUCGCCGCCGCGCUCGCGAGCGCCAAGUCCGAGGUCAUGUUCCUCAAGGCGAGCCUGUUCGACAGGGAGUCCGAGCUGCGGCGCGCCCAUGACGCGACCAAGAAGCUGCAGGACGACGCGAGAACGAACAGCACGGCCGACGAGCUGAAGGCGCAGCUGCAAGGCGCGCUGCAGGAGAACGGGCAACUGAAGCUCGAGCUGCGGCAGUACGAGUCCGAGAAGGUCCCGGAGAAGUCGGACGCCGACGCGGCGGCGGAGGCGGCGAAGAAGGGGGAGACGGAGGCCGAGCUGAGGCGGCUGAGGGUGCAGGCCGAGCAGUGGCGGAAGGCCGCCGAGACCGCCAUGGCGUUGCUCACCGUGGGCAAGGGCGGCAACGGGAAGAUCUUGGACCGCGGCGAGUCGCUGGACGGCGGCAAGUACGCGGGCCUGUACGACGAGCUCGACGACGACGCGGCGGCGGCCAGGAAGAACGGCAACGUGCUCCGGAGGAUCAGUGGAAUGUGGAAGAAAUGAGGCUGAUCGGCCGAUCAACUGAUGUCAAGUAGUGGCGUGGCUCGAUCGUAGGGAUCGAGCUGUUCAUUUUUUCCCUCGCUUGUAAAAUUGUUUUGCCGGUUCUCGUGGUGUAAAAACAUAGGUGUGAUUGUACUGAACGUGCUCAUAGAUGUAUCAUACGCGGUAUAUGAUGAAUUGAAUCAGUUCAUCCUUUGAUCGUAA
Molecule: messenger RNA, 2909 nt
Organism: Triticum urartu
Lineage: Eukaryota; Viridiplantae; Streptophyta; Magnoliopsida; Poales; Poaceae
Product: interactor of constitutive active ROPs 2, chloroplastic
Source: RefSeq, a predicted model, not a curated record